AUGCUGCGCGUUCGGCUGAUGUCGUCUGGUCUCUUGGUUCUGACUCUUUCUGCCGAAGAGUUCGACAGUCUGACGGAGAAGGGUGGAAACUCUGAUGCGCAGCUGAGCCUCCCGACGGACUUGAGCCUCGUGCUUCUGACCUAUGCAGUGCCAGAAGCUGAUUGCCUGCGAAAGCUGUCGGACGCAAUCGCGACUGAUGACGAGAAAGGUGUGGACACUUUUCUCCAAAAGCCCUACGAUCCCAACUCUGCAGUCAUGGAUGUGGCCUGUUUGACCCUGGCAGCCUACCACGGCAGUCUCAAAUCUGCCAAGCUGUUGCUUGAAGCUCGUGCCCAUGUCGCGGGUGGAGAAAGAGAAGGAAUGUCCCCUCUUCACGCUACUUGCCACCGAGGCCAUUCGGAUUUCGCAAGAUGGCUGCUUGAAUCUAAGGCUGAUGUAGCCGAGACAUUUACAGACGGAAGGCUUACCACCGCAGCCUUGCAUCUUGCCUGCGCACGUGGGCAUCUAGAACUCUUGGAGGUUUUGGUGGAUGGAGGUGCCGAUGUCAACCAGUUACCACCAGGGCAAGGCAGUCUGAGACCCAUGAUGAUCGCUUGCGCGGGAGGCCAACUCGAGGCAAUCCGCUUCCUGCUGAAGUGUCGAGCUGACAUCGACUGCACUUCGGUGGAUGCUGGGAACGAGGUGUCGGUGGUACAGCUCUUGGUGGAAGCCGGCGCAGACAAAGAGAAGGCUACUGUCUCUGAUCUGUCCCCACUGGUCGAAGUCGUGCGCUCCCUUGUGGGAGCUGGCGCCGACAUUGCCCGUCGUUGGCGAGGGCCGGAUGGCAUGUCACCCUUACACGUUGCUUGCUCGAGUGGGCACUUGGAGGUGGCCCGUGUGUUGGUGCAGGGUCGCGCAGAUUUGACUACGACAGCGAGCGGCAGCACUCCGAUACAGCUGGCUGAAGCGUAUGGGAAGCAGGACCUUAAGGUUUCCGUCUGCUCUGCCCCUGAGCCCCUUGGCCCCCCUUUACCUUUUAGCUUCUUGACUGCGGAUUCUGGAGAUUGA
Messenger RNA from Symbiodinium sp. CCMP2592, 1047 nucleotides. The record is from the annotation of a GenBank genome assembly. Lineage: Eukaryota; Dinophyceae; Suessiales; Symbiodiniaceae.